Molecule: messenger RNA, 759 nt
Organism: Effrenium voratum
Lineage: Eukaryota; Dinophyceae; Suessiales; Symbiodiniaceae
Source: the annotation of a GenBank genome assembly
AUGUCUGACAGUGUGUUCAUCGUAACGGGCGGAAGCCGGGGAAUUGGCGCCAGCGUGAGCCGGAAACUCGGUAUUCCGGGGCAAACGGUUGUUGUCAAUUACACCGCCAACAAGGCGGCUGCCGAUGCGGUUGUUGCCGAAAUCGAGCAGCAGGGCGGAAAGGCUGUCGCUGUGCAGGGCGAUGUCGGCAGCGAGGCCGAUAUCCUCCGCCUGUUCGAAGAAGCGGACAAGCACGGCGGCCUUGCAGGACUGGUCAACAAUGCCGGUGUGGUCGACGUCUCCCAACGCGUCGACGAAAUGAGUGUCGAGCGCCUCAACCGGAUCUUCACGAUCAACGUGGUCGGUUCCUUUCUGUGUGCCCGAGAGGCCGUGAAACGCAUGUCGACGAAACACGGCGGACAGGGUGGCUCUAUCGUCAAUCUCGCCUCGGCGGGUUCCAAGCUGGGAUCGCCGGCGCAAUAUGUCGAUUACGCUGCCUCCAAGGGUGCGAUCGACACGAUGACGGUGGGACUCGCACUUGAAGUUGCCGACGAAGGCAUUCGCGUGAAUGCCGUUCGACCCGGUAUCAUCGACACGAAACUUCAUGCAUCCGGCGGGCUGCCUGACAGGGUGGCUCAAGUGCAAUCGAAACUCCCCAUGAAACGUGCGGGGACCGCCGAUGAAGUGGCGGAUGCAAUCAUCUGGCUCAUGUCCGACCAGUCCAGCUACACGACCGGAGCCAUCCUGGACGUGUCCGGUGGCCGGGCAAUCCUACCUUGA